UCUUUCAUAUUCACAAUCACAACACACAACACUAAUAAACUUACACUCAAGAGUACAAAGAAGUAUCCAGAGAGUUAACAAACGUUUUCCAAUACUAAGUGAAAAAAAUGGGAGCUUGCGUUUCACAUGAAUCUUCAAGGAGCGAUUCAGCGAAGCUUAUAUUGCUGGACGGUACUUUACAAGAGUUCUCAACUACGGUCAAAGUUUGGCAGAUUCUGCAGAAGAACCCUACGUGUUUCGUCUGUAACUCAGACGAAAUGGAUUUCGACGACGCCGUUUCAGCUGUAGCCGGCAACGAGGAGCUCCGAUCAGGGCAGCUUUACUUCGUUUUACCUCUGACGUGGCUCAAUCAUCCGUUAAAAGCGGAGGAAAUGGCGGCCUUGGCUGUUAAAGCUAGUUCAGCUUUAACCAAAAGCGGCGGAGUCGGUUGGGUUUCCGGCGACGGAGAUGCAUCGGUUUCGGAAAAAACUUACCAAAAGAAAAAUAUCGCCGGAGUGAAGACGAACGGUGGUGGUGGAAGAGGUUGUGGCAAAGGGAAGAGGCGAUUUACGGCUAACUUGACCACCAUCGCCGAGUAGCUGCAACUAGCUAGCUAUGGUCAAAUUUUAGUUAUUUUGAGGAAAAAAUAAUUCGACCAAGACGUAUAAACUGUAAUUAGGCAUGUUUGACUUUUUUUUUUUUGGAGAAAAACAAUUUAUCCAAUUAAAUAGAUCCUUUUUUUUUUAUUGCAUAAAAAUUGAGAAAUGGGCACGAUCGAGGAUGAUAUAGAUUCCAUUGAUGUGAUUCCUAUCUUAAUAAUGACAAUGCAAUUUCAUAUGUAUAUAUAUAUAUGAAUCCUUUCAUGCGUAA
Molecule: messenger RNA, 849 nt
Organism: Camelina sativa (false flax)
Lineage: Eukaryota; Viridiplantae; Streptophyta; Magnoliopsida; Brassicales; Brassicaceae
Source: RefSeq, a predicted model, not a curated record